GAUGAUUUUUCUGUCACUCAUAUGACACGCCCCCUGAGUUCCGAGUCUGUCAGUGAAGCACUGAGGUCAAGGGGAUGGCCGCCUUGUUAAGAGGGAAUUGGAGUUUCUAUAAAAGGUGCAAAAGACAUGUGGACAUCAGGAUGGCAUUCUGUAGAUCAAUGGCUUCUAAGACCCCAGUGGGUUUUAUUGGACUGGGUAACAUGGGUACACCCAUGGCUAGAAACUUACUGAAGCAUGGAUACCCUGUCAUUGCAACGGAUGUCUUCCCAGAAUCCUGUAAAGAACUCCAGGAUUCGGGAGCACAGAUCCUGGGUUGCCCUGCUGAAGUGGCAGAAAAAGCAGACCGCAUUAUCACCAUGCUGCCAUCCAGCCCCAAUGUCAUAGAAGUUUACACAGGACCAAAUGGAAUACUUAAGAGAAUAAAAAAGGGCACACUUCUCAUCGACUCCAGCACCAUAGACCCUGCAGUAUCUAGGGAGAUGGCUGUUGCUGCUGAGAAGACGGGUGCGGUGUACAUGGAUGCUCCAGUGUCAGGAGGUGUUGGUGCCGCCAGUUUGGCUAAACUUACCUUCUUGGUGGGUGGAGUGGAGGUGGAGUUUAAUGCUGCUAAGGAGCUACUCACCUGUAUGGGAGCAAAUGUAGUGUACUGUGGCCAAGUGGGAACUGGACAGGCAACAAAAAUCUGCAACAACAUGCUAUUGGCAAUUGGAAUGAUUGGUACGGCAGAGACCAUGAACCUCGGAAUUAGCUGUGGAAUCAUAACACAUGUAGUGAAAUCAUCCCUCUUCUCGGGAAUAUCAGGCCUGUACAUGCUCAUAUACAUUUAUACAGACUCAUUUAGAUGCCUUGGGUUCCAAGCUGCCAUUAAUCUCCCAUACUGCAUUGCAGCCAGUUAUCUCAUGCUGCAACCAGCAUGUAAACAAUGUAAAAAGAAUGUGAGUUUGGCCUAUUUGAGAAUAGGAAGAUAAUUAAUCUUUUCCUAUGGAAAAUUAUCGAUAUAUUUUCUUAUAACUUCACCCUUCAAGUAGAAUCUUUUGUUCUUUUUGUUCUCUAAUCUUCGUCACGCCGUCUAUUUCUCGCUUUAAUUUGUUGAUCUCAUAAGGAGCGCGGGGUAUCUCCGGCCAUGCGUGGUGUUUCGCUUGGAAAGGUGUCCCCAAAAGACAGUUUUAUCCUUUCUCUCUCACGUGCGCUCUCCCGCUCCCUCUCUCGCUUCUCGCUCUCUCCAUCUAUCAUCACUUAUGCAUGCAUAUGCUGCUGUCUACACUUUAAAACAGUAGCUACCAGCGAGAAUGAGCCCUGUUUUUUAAUGAUGUGUUUUCACAUACACGGAGAAUAGAGAUUGAAAAGGCUUUGAAAUUCCCAGUUCAUCCACCAGUGCACACACACCCAGCCUGUGUACAUAUGUUUAAAAAGAUAAUUGACAUUUGCUAAUAAACUAGUUUGUUGCCUCCUAAAGACAUUAAUAAAAUUGUGGGCUACGUGUUUACUACUUAAUUCUGAAUGCACCAGGGUUUGAUAAAGAUAAAACGAGGCAUCGUUCAUAAACAUGCGUCGUUUGGAGGGGGUCUCUGUAUUUUUAAUGCUGUGAUCAAACGCAAAACGCCUGUAGUUUAUUUCCUCUCUUUUUCUAUUUCUUUUAAUGUAAUUAACUUACUAGGCUCUUACAUCUGGUUUCCUUAAACACGCUGCCAUUGCAUUAACCUUAUCACACUUUACAACUCAAUUUUAUCUGCCAGAUUUUCACAAGCAUCCUUUGAAAGUAUCACGUUUCAUUUAUGUGAAUGUAAAUUGCAAAUGAUUCGGAUAAUGUACAUAGGAGCCGAGCGUGUGCUAUAGAGUUGUUAUUUAGCAUUUUAACAGUCAAGACACCUCCUCUCCUCUUUCUCUCAUUUCUUGUGCUGAGAGAGUGAUUUGUGUUGUACCACAGAAGCCAGGUUGGAGUUGAGGCGGUAACCUUUUCAGUCACUGACCCAGAACGGGUUUGUGUGAGUGUUUCUGGAGGAGGGGAAGGGGACGAUGUUGAACAUAUGUCACCGGUUGUCCCCAAGAGACGGAGAGACACAGACAUAAAGAAGGAAAGUGAGUGAGAGAGAGACAGAGCAGUAGAUUGAUACGGGGUCAGUCAGUAGGCUGUUUACAGACAUUAAACCCCCCAAAAACAACUGUCAAAUGACAAUGUAUCCCAACAGCUUGCUCACACACACACACACAUGCUUGCACACACAUCAUCGUAAUUACUAUUUUCAAAGCAGUCUGUAAACGCAGACAGUAUGGGUUGGACAAAAUUGUAGAAAGCGAAAAGAAAUAGACGUUUUACGCACAGCUGUGUGUCCUUGUCUCUUAAUUAUUGGAGAGACUUAUAAAGUCUGUGCAUAUGAAGGCGUGGCACGCCGAAUGAGAGACAGGUGGAGUUACUGUAUAACUGCCUUUAAAUACUCAUCAUAGUUUAAUAGACAUUGCAAAAGCUACAAAGCUCACUUUACUGUCUCACCACCGCUGCUACUCCAGCGUGUGUGCACGCACACGCAUGUGUGUCGGGUCGCUCUUGAUGUGGCCAUAUUUAUGUUCUUGUUAAAGCAGGAGACGGCAGCGCUUUGCCCAGUUACACAUCAUUCUUACAUUUCCCUUUUCUCUUUGUCGUCAUUUUUUAUUUGAAAUGUUUUUUUCCUCAUCAACUGCCAUCCAAUGUUUUGUCUCGGUAAACAGUCUGAUGUCUGUCCGGUUUUUGUUGUUGUGCUUUAUUAGUGGUGUCUUCCGAGACAAGCACCACUACUCUUCACUACUCAGAUGUAGCCUAGUCGGGCUUGUGACCCAAGAGUUGCCUGUUUAAGUCUCUUGGCAUGCAGGUUGCGACUUGAGCAAGGCACCUUAACCCCAAUUGCUCCCUGGGCACUGUAAGGUUAGCUGCCCAUUGCUC
Misgurnus anguillicaudatus (oriental weatherfish) is the source of this 2917-nucleotide messenger RNA. RefSeq names its product 3-hydroxyisobutyrate dehydrogenase a (gene hibadha). Gene Ontology annotation, cellular component: mitochondrion. NCBI's taxonomy places the organism in Eukaryota, Metazoa, Chordata, Actinopteri, Cypriniformes, Cobitidae. The record is from RefSeq and is a predicted model, not a curated record. Gene Ontology annotation, molecular function: NADP binding; 3-hydroxyisobutyrate dehydrogenase activity; NAD binding. Gene Ontology annotation, biological process: L-valine catabolic process.